Molecule: messenger RNA, 2273 nt
Organism: Melanotaenia boesemani (Boeseman's rainbowfish)
Lineage: Eukaryota; Metazoa; Chordata; Actinopteri; Atheriniformes; Melanotaeniidae
Exons: 3
Coding region: 767-1405 (212 amino acids)
Biological process (GO): positive regulation of T cell proliferation; cell surface receptor signaling pathway; negative regulation of T cell proliferation
Cellular component (GO): external side of plasma membrane
Source: RefSeq, a predicted model, not a curated record
UUGAUCAACUUUUAGAUCAUUUUAACCUAUAAACAAAUUGUAGUCUGCUGCACACACAAGUAGUUUCCUAACUCAGAUUUACGAUGGGAAUCCACAACCAGACAGCUGAGGAAGAAUAUGGCGUUACCACUGGUACAUGUUAACCAAAAGCAACACACACUCAGACACACACAUGCUCACGGUGAGCAGGCACAUGUACCAUGCUACUGAUAACUGUCCUACAUUACUGUGUAAGUCAGAGAAGAAAAUUAAUCCUUGAAAAAGAGCUGAAACUUUUCAGCUUGAUGAGAAUAAUUUACAUUUUUUCAUGGAUUAAACUUUGAUUAUUUCUCCAUUACAGGAUUUUCAGCCUGUGCUGCAGCUGAAGCUGUAACAGUAAGAGAUUAAUGUAGUUUAACUUUAGAUGACACAAAUCCAAAUUCUAUAGAUUUUAUGGCCUAACAAUCAACUUUUCUGUCUGGUUAACAAACUGUGACUACAGCUGAAAGCUUAAUGAACCCAGCUGGACUUCUGUGCUGUAUCUGAUGACUCAUUCCAGAUAAUUCCCUGUAACAUGUUUAGGUUUAAGUCUUUAUGUUCUCAGAGUCAGUGAGGUGAAGUUGGUGAAGUUCUUUGAUGUGAAACAAACAGGAUGAUGAACAGGAUCAGAUGCUGGAAUGACUGAAUGAAGUCAGACUGGAGAUUUUCCUUCUUCUACCUGGAAUGACUGAACUUUGACCUCAUGUGUUCAUGACUCUUCACCUCUGUCUCCUCUCACAGGGAGAAGAUGAUCUGCAGGAUGCUGCUGCUCCUCAUCCUCAUCUCAUCUGUCUGUGCAACAUUUGUAGUGAAUGUGACACAGAGCUCCUAUCAGGCAGAGGAGAACCACAACAUCACUCUGGAGUGGACCUUCACCACCAAACCUGACGUCUCCUGGAGGUUCCUGUUUAUCACCUGUAACCUGAUAACUGAUCCCAGAGUCCCAGUCCUGUAUCAUGUCCAUGAAGGAGUUGAGGUACCAGAGUCUCAGGAUGGACAGUUUGCAGGACGAGUCCAGAGUGACAAAGACGUCCUCAGAGAAGGACGAAUCACACUUCAUGUGUCCAGACUCAGAACUAAUGAUUCUGGUCUGUAUGUGUGUGAUGUGAAGACAGAUUACGGCUUCAGCUCUGGAAGAUGUGACCUCAGUGUUACCGCACCGAUGGAUCAUCCUGAACCCGAGAGAAACCCUGAAACACCAGAUGUGGUCAAAGAAAACCAAGGACACACGAGCAUCUACUGUGGACUGAUACUCACAACAGCUAUAUUAGUGUUUGGUGCUUUUUACUUCCUCACAUUCAGUCUAGAAAAGAAAAUUUUUCCUCCAUUGGAAGAUUUUAGGUCUCGAUCCAGCAGAUCCUCGUUUCCAAACAACUCAUUUGUUUGACUGAAAUGAGGCAGAAAGAUCAGACUUCGUGGAAAAAAUGAUUUUCUUCUUGAUGUAGCAGGGAAAUACAUUUCACACCAUUUUGGAUUGUUUACCCACAGACAGCUUUACUUCUUUCAGUAACAGGUAAUCUAACUAAUUAUUGUUUACAUGUUUAAAAUACUGUUACAGAAAACACAAGCUUUUGCGUUACCGUAAUAAAGCUCAGUGAUGCUUAUCGGCCAGAGACCGACCUGGACAAGCACACACACAAAUAACUAACAGACACACACAUGGUGAGUCUCAGGGAAUAUGAAGGUUUUUAAACUGGAAGCUCAGACGUCACUUUUCUUUCUGAGAUAAAAGGUCAGAACGUUAAGACACAUCGGCUAUAAACACACGGUCCAUAUAUUAAUGUCAAUGUUUUCAUGAAUUUCACUAGUUUGUCAUAAGUUUAGUUCAAUAAUCAUUUCUAAUAUAAUGUUUUAGUUCAGUUAAAGAAGUAACAGAGUAAUUACUUUCCAAAGUAACUGGUUUCUUUUAUAAAACAGACACUCUGUUACUAACUGGAAACCUGCAGUAUUUACUUCACUGCUGAAGCUUUAACUUUUGCACUAUGAACUUUAUCUUGUUUUUGCUUGUUUAACAACAAUCAUGUAAAUAAAGAUAAUGUACAGUUUGAAUGUUUUGGUUUGUAGCACUGAACCGUUCUUGCUAAGCUCCCUGACUCAAUGUGCAGCAUUUCUGUAGCAAAGUUUCAUUUUGCACAAUAAAGACGUUACUGUCCUACAAACAUGGUCAAGAUUGUAUUGAAAUGAAUUGUUUUUAAGUUUGAAGUUUGUUCCUUUAUUAUUGCUGGAAAAAAAUAAGUUUAAUAAAUCACUUUUCU